Paramecium pentaurelia is the source of this 171-nucleotide messenger RNA. The record is from the annotation of a GenBank genome assembly. NCBI's taxonomy places the organism in Eukaryota, Ciliophora, Oligohymenophorea, Peniculida, Parameciidae.
AUGGAGUUGGAUUCAAGUGAUUUUAUGAAGAACAUGAAAAUGAACGAAUUAUAGGAUUUUGUAUGUAUAAGAAUUGCUCAAAACCAUUUUAAUUCUGCUUAUGAUGUUUUCAAAAAGUUCAUUAAUAUCUUCGUGAUGGCUGCAUACGAUGUUAAUAAUUGUAAAAUUUGA